AUGGCUGCUUCGGACAAGAAUGAUACGGUUGUUGAGUCAAUUGAGGGUGACGAGGCCUCCGAAGUGACUCAUUCAGGGGCUGAAGCCGAAUCAGCAGUUGCUCAACUGUCCGAAGGGCGUGAAGCUUCCAAGAAGAUUGAGCAAGCCACGACAGAAGCUUCAAACCAAGUUCAACCUUUGCAGAGUUCUCAAACACCCCGGGGUUCGCAACCACAAGUUUCGCAGUCACCUCGAACGGCUGGAAGACCUCUAGCUCCAGCUCAGGUUCAACAUGCUCAGAUGGUUCAGCAUCAGUCUCCUCGAGUUGCUCAGCCUCCGUAUCCUCAGAUGCCGCAAUCUCCUUAUUACCAGAUGCCACAGUCUCCUCAUCAUAGGCCGCCAUCUCCGCAAAUGGCUCAGCAUCCUCAUAUGGGAUAUGUCCAUCCUUAUCAGGCUCCGCAUUCACCUUAUAUGGCUCAGUCGCCUCAUCAGAUGCCUCAGUCUCCGUAUCAAAUACCACAGAGUCCUCACCCCCAUAUGCCGCAGUCUCCGCAUCCCCAUAUGCCACAAAGUCCUCAUCCUCAGAUCCCGCCAUCCCCAUACAUGGCACACCCUCACUAUGCUCCUCAACCGGGGGACGCCCCCCCUCAAAGUCCCCUUUUCACACCCCAAGGAACUCCCAUCAUGACACCUCAGCAAUCUCCUCUAUUUACACCACUAGCCACUCCUAGAUUCACACCAACUCCAACCCCUGGACCUCAAUCCGCCGCUCCAACACCAGCACCAUCAGCUACUCCAGCUCCCUCGUCGGUUGCUUCGACACCCGCCCCAUCCUCCGUAGCAUCUACCCCAGCACCCGAAUCUUCCUCCGGAGGCCAAGUGACAUAUGAUAUGGGACCUCCGCCCAAGAAGAAGAGAGGUCCGAAGCCGAAGCCUUUGUCAGAACGUAAAAUGCUACGGACUACACCGAUUGUGAGAAAGGAGGCUAGUUAUUCGAAGAGAAAGAAAGAGGAGGUUAUCAUGUGGAUGCUUCAUACUCGCGUUGAUCGGAGGGGAGAAAUGGUGCCGCCUUCUACGACGGACGCGGAGAACCACUUUCAGAUUCCGAGGAGUACUAUUGCUGGGUGGAAGAAAGCCAUGUUGGGCCUUGGACCAAUUCCGAAACCGCUUUUUGCUUGGAACCCUGUUCAUUGUCUUGUCCGCUUACACAAUCUGCCCAAAGUUGAAGCGAAGUCAACAAUGUUUACGUCACCCAUGUCCGAUAACCCCGCCAAAACCUCCCUUAAGAACAACCCCAACCGGUGUGUCAUCCGGAAUCGGCUUCGAAGCAAUCAAACAGCUCCUCAGCCAGAGCCAACCAUACAGAGUCAUCCUCGGCGCACGCAACACCAAAAUGCACAGAAAGCUUACGAUGAGCUCAAGUUCGACCGUGAAUCUCAUGGAGUCACUGUUCUUCCGCUGGAGCUGAAUGACUUGAAGGGUGUCAAGUCGUUCGCUGAACAGACCCUUGAUAAGAUUGGGGGAGACAAGAUUGACUACUUGUUGCUCAAUGCGGGAUUGGGAGGUGUCGGCGCUGAGGGCCCGGGACCGCAUGGAUCGAGGUGGUGUGAGCCAUAUGUCGUGAAUCAUCUCUCGCAGCAUUACCUUGUGCAUCUUCUGAGGGAGAAGUUGGUAGAUUCCAAGUCGAGGAUCGUAUUUGUGUCAUCAGGAGCUAUCAGACGAGUCUCUGAUCCAAGUUUACUCGACACUGAACUCAAAGCCGGGUCUGGUGCCUCCGCCAGCACGACAUACUGCAACACCAAAUUCACCGGCCUUCUAGGCGCACAGUGGUGGCGUCGCCAACUCGCCGGUACCAACGACGUGGUCGCUGUUUCACCAGGUCUCAUCCCUGGCACGGGUCUAGCGAACCGUAUGGGCAUCAAAGCUGACAUGGCUGACGCAAAGCCGAUCCCCGAGGGCGCACAAAGCGUUCUUGCGGCUAUGACGCGAAGCGACUUUCCUGAGGAUCGUGAUCGGCUCUUCUUGACGAGCUGGGGUGAGUGGUGGGAGAAGAGUGUCAUUGAAAAGUCGACGGAUAAGGAGUUGCAGGGUAAGUGGUGUCCUAGCAAGGAGGAGAUUGAGCGCGAAGCUGGCAUCUCAUCUUAG
This is a messenger RNA of Fusarium subglutinans, 2124 nucleotides long. Its product is annotated as WW domain protein. The coding region runs from base 1 to 2124 and encodes 707 amino acids. NCBI's taxonomy places the organism in Eukaryota, Fungi, Ascomycota, Sordariomycetes, Hypocreales, Nectriaceae. The record is from RefSeq and is a predicted model, not a curated record. The transcript is spliced from 8 exons.